GGAACGACUGAAUUACCCGGCUCGUUCAGCACAUCACCCUCAACCUCGACUCUCUCCCGCUCAGUGUCCUCGAGGACAAUCAGCACCGUCGCUUCCCGGACGACAGAGGCCAAUUUUUGGUCCGGAAGCAUGUCGUCCGUCUCUGACACUGGAAAAAUAAACACCAGUCGUCAACGUCCAGGACUCUGGGGAAUGGUGAAUACCCACUGGCGGAGCAAAGGACAGUGACUCCAGGGUGGUCUAGUUAGAGAUAAUAGUGAAGCACUGAGGUUUAUUGGGUUCUACUUUAUGGAUGAUAGGAGUUGGAGAUGCAUGCCUCAUUGGAGCUAAUUUGAUUGUGUGCAAUCAGUGGCAUAAUUUCUUUUGCACCAGUAGAGCUGAUUUUGGUGCAGACAAUUAAUUAUUUUAGAAGUUCCCAAGCCCCAAGAAUUUUUUUUUUCUCCAAUGUUAUCUUAUUGCCAGAGAAUUUUAGGGUUUGGCCUGCAGCUUAAGAUGACCAGGUACCCUUUGCCCUACCUAGGCUCAUCAUUUUCAUUAUUUCCAUGUUUAACUCCAGACAUCCAAUCAAAUUAUUUGCAUAAUGAACCAUCAGCAAGUUCGAGUGGGAAUCAGCAUAUUCUUGAUGAAAGCUAUGUUAUCACUGAACUCUCUGAUCUAUUAAAAGUAUCUCCUAAGACUUCAAUCUCUAACUUGUAUAAAGAUUUUGAACCAGAGAAACAAGUAGAGAGAAGGUCUGUUGAUGCUUUUUUGUUGCCUGAAGAGAAACUCAGAGGUAUAUUUCUUCAAAAACUGAAGGGCAAAACUGCAAUUGAGAAUGCUUUGACAAGCACUGGUGUUGAGUUGAGUCUUGAUAUUGUUUCUAAAGUAGUUAGUAGAGACAGUUUAAGCGGGGAAGCAAUAGUUACGUUUUUCAAUUGGGCAAUUAAGCAGCCAAGCAUAUGUAGAGAUAUUCAUUGUUACAACCUAGUUCUUAAAGCAUUAGGAAGAAGAAAGUAUUUCAAAUUUAUGGUAGAGCUUUUGCAUGAAAUGGGGACACAUGGCAAAAAACCCACCUUAGAGACCAUAUCAAUUGUAUUGGACAGCUUUAUUAGGGCUAAUCACAUAAAUAAAGCUAUACAAACAUUUAGAAAUCUAGAAGAGGUUGGCUUGGAAUGUGAUACUGAAACUUUGAAUGUGCUUUUACAAUGUUUCUGUAGACGAUCUCAUGUGGGUGCUGCAAAUUCAUUCUUCAAUGCUAUGAAUGGAAGGAUACAAUUUGAUGCGACUACGUACAAUAUUAUAAUUGGUGGGUGGUCAAGAUUUGGUAAAGUAGAUCAAAUUGAGAGAAUUCUGAAGGCAAUGGUAGCUGUUGGGUAUAAGCCUGACUGUUUGACAUUCAGUUACCUUAUUGAGGGCCUAGGGAGAGCUGGUAGAAUUGGUGAUGCGGUUCGGAUUUUUGAUCACAUGAAAGAGGAAGGUUAUGUUCCAGACAUUAGGGUUUAUAACGCAAUGAUUUCUAAUUUUGUCUCAGUUAGAAAUUUAGAUGAAUGUAGGAGGUAUUAUAAGACUAUGUUGAAUGAUAAAUGUGAACCAGAUUUGGGUACCUAUACCAAACUUAUUUGUGCUUUUCUUAAGGUCCGAAAAGUGGCUGAUGCGCUUGAAAUAUUUGAAGAGAUGUUAAGUCGAGGAAUUAUUCCUACAACUGGGGCUGCAACCUCUUUUAUUGAACCUUUGUGUCAUUAUGGUCCACCUCAUGCUGCAAUGGUAGUCUAUAAGAAAGCACGAAAAGUUGGCUGUAGGAUUUCACUUAGUGCUUAUAAGCUAUUGCUCAUGCGGUUAUCAAGAUUUGGAAAAUGUGGAAUGUUACUAAAUUUAUGGGAGGAGAUGCAAGAAAGUGGUUAUGCUUGUGAUAGGGAAGUUUAUGAGUACGUUAUUAAUGGACUUUGCAACAUAGGACACCUUGAAAAUGCUGUACUAGUCGUGGAGGAAUCUUUGCAAAAAGGGUUUUGUCCAAGCAGAUUUAUAUACAGCAAACUAAACAAUAAACUGCUAGCUUCAUAUAAAGUGGAGACCGCUUACAAGCUAUUUUUGAAAAUCAAAGAUGCUCGUCGUUAUGAAAAUGCCCGAAGAUAUUGGCGUGCAAAUGGCUGGCACUUUUGAUGUGUUUACUAGCGAUGAAUGUGAAUAUGUUCUGCAUCCUCUGCACUGGUAUUCCUGAAGCAGGUACUUGGAUACAAGGCAAGAUGGUUUUUCUAUUCGUAAUUUUGCUUGUCCAGUGUAUUAUGGUUAUUCAUUAUGACCCCUGGUGCAUGUUGCAGUCUGUUGCUCGUGGACAUCAAUUCAAUUCAGUGGCUGCUGUACCUGCGAAAAGAAGGGUUUGGUUGGGUAAACAACUUCUCAAUAUUUUGGGUUUAGAAGACCAGGGCUUCUGAAUUCAGGUAACCAAUAUUAUUUUCUUUCUUAGGAAAGUCGCUAAAUGAGACCACCUCAAGCCAUGCCUGGUGGCAUUGGUGCCAGUGCAUCUUUGGCUACUUAAGCCCAGAAUAUAGAGCAAGUAAUAUACCUGGUCAAAAUCAAGGAUGCCUGCUGGUACUGCUUCCUCAAACCCAAGCUCUGCAUGCUAGUAUUGCCAGUCCUGAUAUCUUACGCACAAGCAUCUCAAAUGAAUGGUUCGGCGCAAGGGUUGGUGGAUCUCCAACAGAGUUAAGAUGGAUUAGUCCAUCAACUGUAUUAGCUGCCUCAGAAACCACAGACUAUAGUUUUGUUCAUCCUCACAGCCUAGAAUUGAUGAUUCUAGAUUGUUUCUAAAAUGGUUUUGACUCUGACUCCGUUUGGAGGCGAUGUAUUUCUUUCCUCAAACUGUUAACAAAAUCAAGGAUCUUUGUACAAAACUUUGUUAGUUGUGCACCUGCCUCACUAGACAUAUUUCCAAGGUCAACUGGGAUCAACAUUGAGCUUAGAUGAGUGCACUUGAUUCUGCAGUUCUUUCUUGAGAUAACCUGCAAGCAAUCCCUAAUCAGGCAUCGCUCCAGUUUCUAGUGAGGCUUCAGGAAAGACCAAUUCACUUGAUUCAUAAUGGUCUGUUUUCUGAAUGCCAAUUAGGGGAAGUCGGCUUGCUCACUGUGGGUCAUCAGUGAGCUUGGCUCAACAUAUUGCAGGUCAAAUUCUGCCUCGCUGGCAGCAUCAGGAAGUUCAGUUGGGGGGUUUGUAUUCAAAUCUAGGCAAUUGUUAGCUUCCAUGGCCAAAGGUGAAACCAUCUGAUAUUUACAAGUAGGCAACUUUUUCUACUCAAGUCAUUUCUGACAUGGAUAUGAAGACCAUCAGUGAGCAGGCAAGGGGUCGUCUUUUGAGUUGGAGGCUACCUAGAGCUAAGACUUAAAUAGGCAGUCAUUGAUUGAACCGCCUGAUCAUGAAUGGUCUGAGGGAUAAAUCUCUUGGCUCCUAAAUGAUUUUAUAGCUUAUUGGUAAAUAUCGAGCAAAGUGAAAUGAUGCUUGAUUGAAUGUUUCUUCAAGUUUCCAGCACUGUUAUUUUGGUUACUAGGCUUCUAAUUCCUGACUUCAGACAAAGUAUUUUGCGUUGGCUAGUGUUUUGGUGAUUAAAAUAGCUUUAUGAUUCCAAAAUUGUGAAAUGGGACUGGACUGAACACUGAAUUUACUUCUAAGCUGAUUAUUUUGCUUUUAUAUGCAAUCUUCAUCUCCAUCGAUCUUAGAUUUGAACUGUGGGUUGCAUUUUACUGAUUUGGAAGUUUCGUGUUUCUUUGGAACAUUUUAUCUUAGACAUGCCAAAAACUUUGUUCCUUAUCUGAGGGAGUUUUGCCUUGCUUGUAUCCGAUGGAAUGGUAGAAGGAAGGCCAUCCUCUUCCAGCAGCACUUGGUAGCAAUGUCAUGUCUGAUGAGGGUUGAACUCCCAGGUCCUAAUGUUGUUCGGAUUGCUCAAUUCCAUCUAUUUAGAAUCAAUUAUGUUUCAUACUCUCCGCCAAAAAAGUUUUCUUGCUGACUCAGUUGCUCCUUCUGAGUUUUCAUGAUCAGGUUUAGGGCAACUGCAGGAUAUGGGUGCUAGACUGCAGAGUUGAAGAGGGAAAGAGGGCAGGCAAAUGGAAUCCAGGAGAGGAAGAGAAGUUAAAACGAAAGGAGGUGCUUGAUUCUGAUUAAGAAAAAAAAGCUGAGAGUUAGCUAAAUUUAAUUAGUUUUUAAUUUCUUCAACUUAAUAAAUAACAAAUUUGUUUUUAAUAAAGUAUUUUAAUUCAGCUUCCCAGUA
This is a messenger RNA of Carica papaya (papaya), 4237 nucleotides long. Its product is annotated as Pentatricopeptide repeat (PPR) superfamily protein. Lineage: Eukaryota; Viridiplantae; Streptophyta; Magnoliopsida; Brassicales; Caricaceae. Gene Ontology annotation, molecular function: protein binding; mRNA binding. The record is from RefSeq and is a predicted model, not a curated record.